GAGGUUUUCGAUCUACUUUUGUGGUUCUUUUUAAGGGGGAAGGACGUGAGUGGAAGUCUGAAUUCCUGGAGGUGCACUUCUUUCUACUUGAAUCUCUUUUUCAGCUGUUCUUGAUGAAGAAUGGCAGGUGGUGAUAGUGUGAGUGCUUUGUGGUGGUGUUGGUUGACAACGAGAGAGAGCACGCCGGUCAGCAUUCAUGCGAUAGGGUUCCAUGACUGUGUACUGGCGUGCUCCUUCUGGUUGUCAAUCUUUUCAUCCUGCAAAGCAACGGCUUCCGGCCAUUCUCCGGGUUUGCCUACAUGAAAUGUCAAGCAUAAGGAAUGAAUCUAAGAAAUAGUAAUCACCUCAACAGUUAACCAGUACUGUUGCUUUGCACUGGCUACUUAAUGUUGAAUCAGAUUGAUAAAUUUUUUUCUUUCCUGAGUUAACACAGAUGAUCUCUCACUUGUGCUUCUGUCAUACACAUUCGUGAAAAAUUCAGCAGAAAAGAGUCAACACAUUGCGUUGUCAAAGGAUCAGCGCAACCGGGAGAGCCUUAUACAUUUGUACAAGACUUUGCAAAGUUCCUCCUCCCUAACUUGAACCUCCAUUUCAUAUCUAACUAAGCAACAUGGUUAUAAAGCUCAUUCGGAAUUUUAUGGAUUACAUGUUUCAUUGACCAGCAAGGGUAACAAUUGUUUGCCCAACCAUUUUCCAUCAUGCAAAAGUUGCUGUUUGAUACAAGCUUCACCAUGAAGGAAAGUUUUACUUUUUAACGCCAUACUGAAAUAGAUCAAAUUAUUGGAACGGGUUUGAAGCAUAGCAAACCCGACCCGGUAUGGAUUCACUACAAUGAGAGCUUAUCUACAAUGAGCAAAAGGUGUUUGAUUGAAUGUCUUUCAUCGUUUGCCAUGUUCUCUCUUCCUUCGAGUUUCGUGCUAGACCUCUCUAAUGCCCGUCUUCAUUCUUAUGAGAACUCUCCCGUCACUCGGUUUAGCUGUACCUGUGGACGUAAGCACAAUGUCAUCACUUCGGAAAGUGUUGCAGGAGAUACCAGGAAACAUGGUAGCGCCUCAUUGAUCACUGAAAGAAUCUCCGGUGCUGACAAUCCAGUCACAGGAUGUCUGCCCACUGCUAAAUUGGCUUCUGCUCCUCUGCUUCAAGCAAUGAAAAUUUCUGCAGAAAAAGAUGUAGCCUGUUUUCACUUCCCUGGUCAUAACCGAGGGAAAGCUGUUCCACAAUUAAUGUCUCAACUUAUCGGCCCAGAAACAUUUAGGUAUGACCUCUCUGCCCUUCCUGAACUCAAGGAUCUUUUCUCUCCCGAUGGAGUAAUCUCAGAUGCUCAAAAACGAGCUGCUGAAUUGUUUGGAUCAUCGGAAACUUGGUUUCUGGUGGGAGGCACCAGUUGUGGAGUCCAGGCAUCAAUUAUGGCCACUUGUUCCCCUGGUGAAACACUCAUCCUUCCAAGGAACGCACACUAUUCUGCAAUCUCUGGUCUAAUUUUAUCUGGUGCAGUACCGAAAUACAUCAUGCCAGAAUACAAUUCUCAGUGGGACAUUCCUGGCGGAAUCACUGCAUUACAGGUUGAGAAAGCCAUUGAAGAAUUGAAGGAAGACGGUAAAACAGCAGCUGCAGUUCUCAUCACUUCUCCAACUUAUCAUGGAAUUUGCAGCAAUGUGAGAGAAAUUGUAAAACUUUGCCACUCACAUAGCAUUCCAGUUAUAGUUGAUGAAGCUCAUGGUGCACAUUUCAGGUUCCAUCCUGAGUUUCCGAGCACUGCUCUUGAACAAGGUGCAGACUUAGCAGUACAAUCAACUCACAAGGUUCUCAACUCUCUGACACAAUCCUCUAUGUUGCAUAUGUCCGGCAAUCUUGUAGACAGAGACACCGUGAGCAAAUGCCUUCAAACUCUUCAAAGCUCAAGCCCGAAUUAUCUCCUUCUUGCAUCAUUGGAUGCCGCAAGAGCUCAGUUUAGUGAGAAUCCACUUGGCAUUUUCAACAAGACCAUGGAUUUAUCACUAGAAGCCAAGGGCAAGAUUAGCAGAAUACCAGGAGUCUCAAUCCUGAAUUUACCGAGCUUCACUUCAGGCUUCCCCACCAUUGAUCCUCUACGCCUCACUCUCGGUGUAUCACAGCUCCAAAUUUCAGGCUACACGGCUAAUGACAUAAUAGAACAGAAACUAAAUAUCUACUCCGAGUUACAAGGGAGCCAAUCAAUAACAUUUGCAAUCAAUUUAGGUACUCAAAGAGAGUGCAUUCAAAGACUUGUUUUCGGAAUGGAUCACAUAUCUGCUACUUUCUAUCAGAAAAGUGACCAAUUAAGAAGAAAUGCUGAUAAAGUUUGUGCACCGUUUGAUGAUAUUACGAUGAAAUUGAGUCCCAGAGAGGCUUUUUUUUCGAAGAAAAGAAAAGCCAGCAUCGGAGAAAGCUUCGAGCAGGUAUGUGGAGAGAUGGUAUGUUCAUAUCCACCUGGAAUUCCGGUUCUAAUCCCUGGUGAAGUUAUUACUGAAAAAGCGUUGUUGUAUCUUUUGGAUGUCAAGAAAAUGGGUGCUGCAAUUAGUGGAGCUGCUGAUCAUCAACUGAAUUCCAUUGUUGUUUGCAAUGUUUAGAAUGUCCGGAUUGAAUUCUCAUAUUGAUGUGAACUUAACAAUGGUUUCAUUUCUCUCUCUUGAAUUA
This is a messenger RNA of Dioscorea cayenensis subsp. rotundata (Guinea yam), 2655 nucleotides long. Its product is annotated as arginine decarboxylase-like. Lineage: Eukaryota; Viridiplantae; Streptophyta; Magnoliopsida; Dioscoreales; Dioscoreaceae. Gene Ontology annotation, molecular function: catalytic activity. The record is from RefSeq and is a predicted model, not a curated record.